This is a messenger RNA of Magnusiomyces paraingens, 765 nucleotides long. RefSeq lists its product as uncharacterized. NCBI's taxonomy places the organism in Eukaryota, Fungi, Ascomycota, Dipodascomycetes, Dipodascales, Dipodascaceae. The record is from RefSeq and is a predicted model, not a curated record. The transcript has a single exon. The coding region runs from base 1 to 765 and encodes 254 amino acids.
AUGUACCAUUUGGACCACCACCUACAGCAUGCCCUGCCAAGUAUUGUGCUUUAUGACGAACCAAGCGACGAUGACGAUGAAGAAGAGAAGAAAAAUCUGACCCCCAAUCAGGAUUUCUACCAACGCAUGUCACAAAUAACCCUGGACCGGUUUCUGGUUAAAAGCAGGUGCAUAAAGGGUAUCACUGAGCCAUUGACAUACCGUCAAGAUCUUGCGCUAGAAAUGAAAAACAGACGGAGUAUAAUAUACGAUAAUCUUAGGUCCUCAAUACAAGAAUUCAAUGAAAAAUUGUCUAAAUCCCUUGAAAGUAUGUACUUCACCACUGACCCGAGCAAAUGUCCAAAAACCACUGAAGAGAAAAAAUGCAGGAAAUGUGAGAUGCAUGAAAACCCCGAAAAAACAAAAGACCGAAUAGAAGCAGCAUACAGACAAGCAUUAGAUCUAGGGGUGCAAGCGCUUGUGCAGAAUGCUACCAAAAAACAAUGCAAGCUAGAGGUCAAAGAAGCUAGCAAGGUACAGCGAAAGCUAGAAAGCGUACAACGGCAAAAAAUUUCUGCGUACUACCGGAUGGACAAGGGCGACUGUUUGCGGCGUGGGCUGCUACGCAACAUGAUGGUGAAGAAGGUGAGACAACUAGGCCAAGAAGUGCUGGAAGAAAAAUACAAAAAGUUGGACCGUGCAAGAGAGGCAGAGAAGGAAAAGUUUAGCAAGGCAAAGGAAGCGGAUGAUGAGCUUUAUGAUUUAAGUUGUUAUGGGGGUUUCUAA